Haemorhous mexicanus (house finch) is the source of this 5624-nucleotide messenger RNA. Its product is annotated as protein Wiz-like. The transcript is spliced from 11 exons. Gene Ontology annotation, cellular component: nucleus. NCBI's taxonomy places the organism in Eukaryota, Metazoa, Chordata, Aves, Passeriformes, Fringillidae. The record is from RefSeq and is a predicted model, not a curated record. The coding region runs from base 66 to 5483 and encodes 1805 amino acids. Gene Ontology annotation, biological process: regulation of transcription by RNA polymerase II. Gene Ontology annotation, molecular function: DNA-binding transcription factor activity, RNA polymerase II-specific; RNA polymerase II cis-regulatory region sequence-specific DNA binding.
GGCAGUCCCCGCAGUGCCGCCGCCGCCUCCUGCCGCGCGCGGCUCCGCCUUCCCGGCCCCGUGGCAUGGAGGAGAGCGCGCCGCCCUUCCCGCAGCGCCUCGGCGACGGCGGCCGAGCCCUCCUGAUGCCCCCCGAGCCCGGCCCCGAGCCCGCCUUCCUCCAGGACGCCAAAGCCGCCGCCCAGAGCGCGGCGCCGCCCGGCACGCGGCUGGAGGAGGAGGACGCCUUCUACGGCGGCGCCGAGGAGGAGCCGGCGGCCGCGGGGCCCGAGCUGAGGGAGGAACCCUCGGACUUCUUCUCCUCGCUGGCCCGGCACGAGCCCGACGUGGCCCUGGAAGCGCACGACGAGGCCGAUGAGCCCGACCCCGCCCUCUCCGGAGCCGUCCCGGCCGCGGCUCACCGGACACAGCUCGGCCCCGCGCCCGAGGAGCAGCCGGCGUUCCCGCGGGCGCUGUUCCGGCCGCUGGCCGUGGCCGUGUCCUGGGCCGCGCGCCCGGCCGAAGGCACCGACCAAAGCACUUUAGAGCCGCGGCCCGGCCCCGGCGACUCGCCGGUCAGCGCCGGCCACCGGGCCGAGCCCCCGGACGGCCGCCGGGCCGAGCCGCCGUCCGCCGAGGAGCAGCACCCCCAGAAGGAACCAAAGCACCCGGAAGGGCUCGGCGCCGAGCGCGGCCGCGGGGGCGUCCGGCGGCCGGAGUGGAUCUCCAGGAGCCCCAGCCCGUCCUUCCCGGAGCCGCGCCCGGCGCCGGACGGAGCGGCCGGCUCGGCCUUCGGCCGGGAAGCGGCGCCGGCGUCGCGCAGAGCCAAAGCCAAAGCCUCGGAGAGCUGCCGGCGGAAAGCGGCGCCGGCCGAGCCGGAGCCGGCCGAGCCGGGCCCCGCGGCCGAGUGGACGCUGCCCGAGGCGGACGCGGUGGGCAAGCAGUCGUGGACGGUGAACGCCGAGGACUCGGUGGAGUGGCUGCUGCCGGAGCCGGCCGAGGUGCGGCCGUACGUGUGCGGGGUGCUGCUGGAGGAGCCCCCCAAGGACGAGGAGCUGGAGCAGGACGAGGAGAACCCCAGCGUGUUCACCUGCAUCGAGUGCAGCAUCUACUUCCGCCGCAAGGAGCACCUGCUGGAGCACAUGCUGCAGCACAACCGCGGCGCCGAGCGCGGCGCCGACGCGCCCGCCGGCCGCUGCCGCUUCUGCUGCGGCGAGUGCGGCUGGGCCUUCGCCGAGCCGGCGGCGCUGGAGCGGCACAAGAGGCUCCACCAGGAGUCCCGCGAGAAGAUCAUCGAGGAGAUCCAGAAGCUGAACGAGUUCCCGGACGAGGGGCGCGAGGCGCGGCUGCAGUGCCCCAAAUGCGUUUUCGGCACCAACUCCUCCAAGAUCUUCGUGCAGCACGCCAAGAUGCACGUCAAGGAGAGGAAGGAGCACGCCUCCAGGAGCUCCGGCCUCUUCGGAGAGCUCCGCGACGGCGCCGGGCACGGCCUCUACAAACCCUUCCGAGCCGACGAGCUGCCGACGGCGGCGGCGCCGCCCGGCAAAGCGCCGAGCGCCUGCGUCCUCUGCGGCUUCCCGGCACCCAACGAGCACAUCCUCAAGGAGCACCUGAGAUACGCCCACUCCCACUUCUCCUGGCAGGCCGAGAGCUUCGAGGACGAUCCCAACCAGCCCGGCACCAGCCGCGAUUCCUACAGCCCCGCCCGGCCCGCCCGCUUCGCCGACGCCGAGGUUUUCGGCAAAGCCGAGAGAAGCUUCCCGGAGCGGCUCUUCCCGCUGCCGUGCCGGGAAGGUUCCUCCUCCCUCUACGACCCCACCCCGCCCGCCUUCGCCUUGGGCCAGCCCAGGUUGGACAAGAGCGACCAAGGGGCCACCAAGAAGGAGCUUCAGGGCUUCCACCACGCCAGGAAGGCGGCGCCGUACUCCCACCAAAGUCUGCCGUCGGCCGGGUUCUCCAUGUCCAAAGGCUUCUCGCACUCGGCGCUGCAGCAGCUGAGGAAGAGAGCGGCCACCCAGCAGCUGGAGGGCGAUGGGGACAACCUCCGCGGCCACCACGCGGGCCUGGAGGAGCCGCGGCACAGGUGGGCACCCGAGGAGCUGGACCCGGGGGACGGCCGGGCCGCCGCCGGCGCCGUCACCGUCCCUCGGGCCGCGCUGGAGCUCAAGAGGACUUUCGGGGCCACCCUGAGGGCCACGGACCCGGCGGUGGCCUCGGAGGAGCAGCGGCAGCAGCUGAGGAUGACGGUGCCCGUGGUGGUCCUGGAGGAGAUGAGCGCCCACCCCAGGGCCGCCAAGAGGCCGCGGGGGAAGCCCCUCAAGAAGAAGCUUUUCCCGCCGCGGGAGUUCCUGCUGGAGGAACCCCUUCCCCUGGAUGUUCUCCUGCUGGACGCGCCCCUGGAGGGUCCCCUGGAGCUCGAGGAGCUGCUGGACUCAGAGGCCACCAUGCUGAAGAACGAGGAGAGGAAAUGUCCCUACUGCCCCGACCGCUUCCACAACGGCAUCGGCCUGGCCAACCACGUGCGCGGCCACCUCAACCGCGUCGGCGUCAGCUACAACGUGCGGCACUUCAUCUCCGCCGAGGAGGUCAAGGCCAUCGAGCAGAAGUUCUCCUUCCAGAAGAAGAAGAAAAAAGGUAUGGCCAACUUCGACCCGGGCACCUUCAGCCUGAUGCGCUGCGAGUUCUGCGGCGCCGGCUUCGACACGAGGGCGGGGCUGUCGAGCCACGCCCGCGCCCACCUGCGCGACUUCGGCAUCACCAACUGGGAGCUGACCGUGUCCCCCAUCCACAUCCUCAAGGAGCUCCUGGCCACCGCCCCCGAGCACCCGGCGCUGCUGCGCGCCAUCGGGCCCUCGCCGGGCCGCGAGCUCCAGCGGGACCUCCACGCCGACCUCCACGCCGACCUCCACCCCGACCUCCACCCGGAUCUCCACCUGGAUCUCCAUCAGGAUCUCCAUCAGGAUCUCCAUCAUGAUCUCCAUCAGGAUUUCCACCAUGAUCUCCACCAUGAUCUGCACCGGGAUCUGCACCGGGAUCUGCCGAAAUCGGCGCCGUUCCCGCCGCCCUGGGGGGACGAGCUCCUGCAGCCCUACAGGGAUGUGCUGGCUCCCGACGAGGACGAGUUGGUGGCCAUGGAAGUGACAUCCCCUCCCCCCAUCCCCAAAAAAUCCUCGAGCUCGGCGCUGGAGCCGCCCCCGCCCCGCCUCGGGACCAAGCUCAGCCCGGAGCCCCCCGGCAGCAAAGCCGAGCCCCAGGAUGCCAAAGCCUCCAGCCUGACCACCUGCGAGGUGUGCGGCGCCUGCUUCGAGACGCGCAAGGGGCUCUCCAGCCACGCCCGCUCCCACCUGCGCCAGCUGGGCGUGGCCGAGUCCGAGAGCUCGGGGGCUCCCAUCGACCUCCUGUACGAGCUGGUGCGCCACAAGCCCAAGGCCGAGGGCCCCGCGCUGGCCAAGAAAUCGGCCGGCGGCUCCCCCAAGGAGCCGGCGGCGCCGCGCCCGCCGCUGCUGCUGCUGCCCAAGCCCGAGGGCGCCCUCAACAAGGCCAUCAAGUCCCCGCCGGGUUUCGCCAAGGCCCUGGGCCGGCCGGGCUCGCCCGCGCUCCGCAAGGUGCCGGCGGCGCUGCCGGGCUCGCCCAAGGCGGGGGAGGAGAAGGGGGCCAAGCUGGCGCUGAGCCCCCUGCCCGCCGAGGGCAAGUGGGCGCCCGAGGAGGACGGGCCGCUCAACCUCACCUCGGGCUCGGAGCCGUGCCGCGACAUCCGCUGCGAGUUCUGCGGGGAGUUCUUUGAGAACCGCAAGGGGCUCUCGAGCCACGCGCGCUCGCACCUGCGCCAGAUGGGCGUGACCGAGUGGUACGUGAACGGCUCCCCCAUCGACACCCUGCGCGAGAUCCUCACCCGCCGCCGCUCGGGCCACCCCAAGCCCCUGGCCAAGAGCCUGCUGGGCGGGCUGGCCCCGCUGGAGCCGCCGCGGGCGCCGCCCGAGCUGCACCUGCCCGGGCUGGCCAAGAAGGUGCCGGCGCCGCUGAGCCCCCCGGGGCCGGCCCCCGGCGCCGCCUCGCCGCCGCCCACGGCCAGGAAGAUGUUCCCGGGGCUCUCGGCGCCCUCCCUGCAGAAGAAGCUCAAGCAGGACCAGCUCAGGGUGGAGAUCAAGCGGGAGCUGAUGGCUGGGGGAGGAGGAGGAGGAGGAGGAGCCGGGAUCCAUCCCGGGGAGGCGCCGGCGCCGCCGGACCCGGCCUGGGCAGCGCACGAGGAGAUGGCGCCGCUCAACCUCUCCUCCCGGGCGGACCCGGUGCGCGACAUCCGCUGCGAGUUCUGCGGGGAGUUCUUUGAGAACCGCAAGGGGCUCUCGAGCCACGCGCGCUCGCACCUGCGCCAGAUGGGGGUGACCGAGUGGUCGGUGAACGGCUCCCCCAUCGACACCCUGCGCGAGAUCCUCAGGAAGAAAUCCAAACCCUGCCUCAUCAAGAAGGAGCCGCCGCCGCCGCCGGGGCUGGAGCCGGGCCCGGGGCCGGGCGAGGAGGGCGCGGAGCCCAAAGCGCCGCCGGGGCCGGCUCCGGGCAAGGCGCUGCCCCCGGGGCUGGCCCUGGGCAAGCCGGGCUCGGGGCUGGCCCUGGCACCGCUGGGCUCCAAGGGAGCCCCCGGGGCCUUCCUGGCUGCCAAGAGGCCGCUGGGCGACGAGAGGCUGGGCGGGCACGGCGAGGCCAAGCACAAAGCCUUCGAGCUGGGCUUCAAGGCCAAGGCCCUGCACGACAAGGCCUGUGAGUCAGCAGAAGCCUGCUGCGAGCUCUGCGGGCUGUACUUUGAGAACAGGAAGGCUCUGGCCAGCCACGCCCGGGCGCACCUGCGGCAGUUCGGCGUCACCGAGUGGUGCGUGAACGGCUCGCCCAUCGAGACGCUGCGCGAGUGGAUCCGGCACCGGCCGCACAAGGCGGGCGCCUACCGCAGCUACAUCCAGGGCGGGCGGCCCUUCUCCAAGAAGUUCCGGAGCUCGGCGCACCCGCGGGAGCCGCGCGGGGCCCUGGCCGUGCCCUUCCUGCCCAAGGGCGGGCUGGCGGCCGAGGCGGCGCUGGGCGACUGCGGGAAGGGCCCCGAGGGCGCCGAGAGGAUGGGCACGCCGCUGGGGCUGGUCAAGGUGGAGGAGCAGAGGGGCAACUUCAGCAAGUUCGAGCGGCGCCAGGCGCGGCCCCUGGAGCCGCCGCUGCCCCGCGAGGCCGAGCCCGGCGCCGACUUCCCGCGGAAGCUUCCGGAGCCGCGGCCGCCGCCGCGCGUGCGCCCGGUGCCCGCCCUGGUGCCGCGCCCGCCGCAGACCUCGCUGGUCAAGUUCGUGGGCAACAUCUACACCCUCAAGUGCAGGUUCUGCGAGGUGGAGUUCCAGGGCCCGCUGUCCAUCCAGGAGGAGUGGGUGCGGCACCUGCAGCGCCACAUCCUGGACAUGAACUUCUCCAAGGCGGAUCCGUGCCGCGCCGAGGCCCCCCCGGAGCCCCCGGCCCUGGCCCAGGCUCCCUGAAAGUUUCACUUCCCAAAAAAAUCCCCUGGGAAUUAAAAAAAAAAAAAAAAAAAAAACCCCACAAAAAAAACCAAUAAAAACUCUGCCCCGCCCUCCGGAACUCGCGGGAUUCCAGCGGGAUCUCGGGUGGUUCUGCCCCAA